Messenger RNA from Chenopodium quinoa (quinoa), 2181 nucleotides. Its product is annotated as protein STRICTOSIDINE SYNTHASE-LIKE 13-like. The transcript has 7 exons. The record is from RefSeq and is a predicted model, not a curated record. The coding region runs from base 817 to 2049 and encodes 410 amino acids. Lineage: Eukaryota; Viridiplantae; Streptophyta; Magnoliopsida; Caryophyllales; Amaranthaceae. Gene Ontology annotation, molecular function: strictosidine synthase activity. Gene Ontology annotation, biological process: biosynthetic process.
GUAAGAUUGACGUGGAAUGUCAUUUUUCCUUUUACACAUAGAUGGUCUGAUCCUAUCCAUUAGAAUUCAAUGAGCCACCUUAGGUUGUCAAAAUGUAAACCCUAAUUUUAGUUAUUCUUUAUAAAUAGUUCUUCUAAUUUCCAUACUAUUGCAUCAAAACAAAUCAUCUUCUUCUCUCCUCCUCUUUUUCAUAACCUUUUCUUCUUCCUCCUAACUUUAAUACCUUCAAAGAUUUACCUUUUUUCUUAAAAAAAAAAAAAAAAAAAAAUUGUAUAAUGGAUCACUCUAGUGGAAAUAUUUCGACAAAAUUUCUUUUGGUGAAUUAGAUGCGCUUUUAUUUUUCCGCUGAAUAAAUACAAUUUUCAAUCUGACAGAUGCAAAUUAAAAAUGCAAGGGUUAUUAUCUAUCAAAGUUCGUAGCGUGAUGGAUGAUGUUGCUUCUUCUUCAGGGGAAAAGAUGUAAUUGAGCAAGCUUGUGACAUAUUAGGAGUACAUGGAUGCAAACAUAAAUCGACAAUAGAUGAAAACACAAUAAAUUGCCAAUUAAAUUGGACAUCAUACAAAGAGCGACUUGACAUUUCAAAAUUAGUUUUGAGUUUCUACGAACAGUACAAAUGUCAUUGGCCAACAGAUCAAAAGAACAAACUUACCCUCAACCAAAACCAACUAUAAAAUUUUAUCACAAGUAAUACAUGCUCUUCUUCUAAAUCCUACCAAAAGGAGCUUGAACUUCUCACCUUCUUUUUUGCAUAACAUCUAUCUCUUUCAUCCUUCAUUUUCCUUCUAGAAGCCAAAAUAAUUGUCAAGAUUAACAAAAAUGGAGAAGAAAAAUGCAAUUAAAGAUGAGGCUUUGUUGCAACACCCUUAUCUUCUUGUAUUAGUUGUUGUAUUAGGGUUUAUUAUAAUGGAUCCAUUUGAAUUGGGUCCUUUGGGAGGGUAUGAAUUCAAGCCAAUUAAGAAUCAAAUUGCACCUUACAAUGAAGUAAUGAAAAAUUGGCCAAGAGACAACCAAAGUCGAUUGGGCCAACACGGUAAAUUGGAGUUUGUUGAUCAAGUUUUUGGCCCGGAAUCAUUAGAGUUUGAUAAAUUGGGCCGAGGCCCAUAUACCGGAUUGGCAGACGGUCGAGUUGUAAGAUGGAUGGGUGAGAAAAUUGGAUGGGAGACAUUUGCGACUGUGACAUCAACCUGGUCAAUGAAAUUAUGUGGAAAAGGAGUUGACUCAACAACAGCAAAGCAGUGGAAGUUCGAGCAAUUAUGUGGGCGCCCAUUGGGCCUUAGGUUCGAUCAAGAAACAGGAAAUUUGUACAUUGCUGAUGCAUAUUAUGGGCUUCUUGUUGUUGGGCCUGAAGGAGGUCUUGCUACUCCUUUGGCAACCCAUGUUGAUGGAGAUCCCAUACUUUUUGCAAAUGAUCUUGAUAUUCACAAAAAUGGCUCCAUUUUCUUCACUGAUACUAGCAAGAGAUACAAUAGAGUGCACCACUUCUUGAUAUUAUUGGAGGGAGAAGCCACUGGUAGGCUUCUAAGAUAUGAUCCAUCUACCAAAGAAACACAUGUUGUAUUGGAUGGUUUGGCUUUUCCUAAUGGAGUUCAAUUAUCAAAAGAUCAAACUUUUCUCCUCUUUACUGAAACUACUAAUUGCAGGCUUAUGAAGUUGUGGCUUGAAGGCUCAAAAACAGGACAAGUAGAGGUGGUAGCAAAUUUGCCAGGAUUUCCAGACAAUGUAAGACUAAACGAAAAGGGUGAAUUUUGGGUAGCAAUAGAUUGUUGUAGGACAGCACCACAAGAGGUGAUGAUCAACAACCCAUGGCUAAGGCGAAUGUAUUUUCGGCUGCCACUACCCUUGAAGAUCCUGGCUAGGCUAAUGGGGAUGAAGAUGUACACGGUGAUUUCACUCUUCAAUGAGGAUGGGAAGAUCCUUGAAGUGUUGGAAGAUAAACAAGGUGUGGUGAUGCAAUUAGUGAGUGAAGUUAGAGAGGUUAAUGGUAAACUUUGGAUAGGUACUGUGGCUCAUAACCACAUUGCUACUCUGCCUUACCCUGCAUUAGUUUAAGCCAAAUUAGAUGUGGUUUUGUUCAUGUUUUUUUAAAAGGAGAGUGUUGUGUUGUUGUUUUAGAAUUUCAUGUAAGAGCUUAAUUCAUUAGAUUUUAGAGGGAUUGUUUGAAUAAAUUAAUCAUUGUACGUA